Molecule: messenger RNA, 2413 nt
Organism: Phalaenopsis equestris
Lineage: Eukaryota; Viridiplantae; Streptophyta; Magnoliopsida; Asparagales; Orchidaceae
Product: boron transporter 1-like
Exons: 12
Coding region: 188-2353 (721 amino acids)
Biological process (GO): monoatomic anion transport; monoatomic ion homeostasis; transmembrane transport
Cellular component (GO): plasma membrane
Molecular function (GO): solute:inorganic anion antiporter activity
Source: RefSeq, a predicted model, not a curated record
UUUUUUUGUUUUUGCUUCUGGUCUCUGUUCCGAAUCUCUACUUCUAUGAAGAAGUUUCAAUUCUUUGUUUUUUUGGUGGAAAGUUUAAGAUCGUAGGGCACUUGCAUUUGCGCAGUUGGGACGAAGAACAGAUAUGUAAUCCGUAUUUUUAUCUGAAAAUUUGAGUUCUUGAGUGAUCGGAGGGAGCAUGGAGGAGACAUUUGUGCCUUUCAGAGGCAUAAAAAAUGAUCUAAAAGGGAGAUUUCUGUGCUACAAGCAGGACUGGACUGGAGGGUUCCGGUCAGGCGUUAGAAUUCUGGCUCCCACGACCUACAUCUUCUUUGCUUCAGCAAUUCCUGUAAUUUCAUUUGGAGAGCAACUGGAGAGAAAUACUGAUGGUGUGAUUACAGCAGUGCAAACCCUAGCAUCCACUGCAAUUUGUGGGAUAAUACACUCAAUAAUUGGAGGUCAGCCUUUGCUGGUCCUUGGAGUUGCAGAACCUACAGUCCUCAUGUACACAUUCAUGUUUAAUUUUGUGAAAGAUAAAGAAGAAUUAGGCAGAAAGUUGUUUCUGGCUUGGACUGCAUGGGUGUGUGUGUGGACUUCUUUCCUGUUAUUCCUACUGUCUAUUCUCGGCGCAUGCUCAAUUAUAAAUAGAUUUACCAGAGUGGCUGGUGAGCUAUUUGGUAUGCUGAUAGCGAUGCUGUUUAUGCAACAGGCUAUUAAAGGGCUCGUGGAUGAGUUCCGUAUACCCAAAAGGGAAGAUCAAAAGGCGCUAGAAUUUAUUCCAUCCUGGAGAUUUAGCAAUGGAAUGUUUGCUCUUGUUCUAUCAUUUGGCCUUGUAAUUACUGCAUUGAGAAGUAGAAAGGCGAGAUCUUGGAGAUAUGGUUGCGGCUGGUUGAGAGGUUUCAUUGCGGACUAUGGGGUGCCUUUAAUGAUUUUGGUAUGGACUGCGGUUUCUUAUAUACCUUCUAGUAGUGUUCCUAAAGGAAUACCACGACGCCUUUUCAGCCCAAAUCCUUGGUCUCCUGGUGCUUAUGAAAAUUGGACUGUUAUUAAGGAAAUGACACAUAUGCCGGUGCUCUAUAUACUUGGGGCAUUUAUCCCAGCUACCAUGAUAGCCGUUCUUUAUUAUUUUGAUCACAGUGUGGCAUCUCAGCUUGCACAGCAAAAAGAAUUCAAUUUGCGAAAGCCUCCCUCGUUUCACUAUGAUUUACUUCUUCUGGGUUUUUUGACUUUACUUUGUGGCCUUCUUGGCGUACCCCCCUCAAAUGGCGUUAUCCCCCAAUCGCCGAUGCAUACAAAGAGUUUAGCUACUCUCAAGCAUCAACUGCUUCGAAACCAAUUAGUAGCAAGUGCGCGACGAAGCAUGAACAAGAAUUCAAGCUUAAGCCAAUUAUAUAGUAACAUGGAAGAAGUAUUUCAGCAAAUGCAGACCCCUCUGAUCUACCAGCAGCAAUCCGUUCAGGGAUUGAAAGAACUAAAGGAAUCUACCAUCCAAAUGGCUUCGAGAAUGGGAAGCAUCGAUGCUCCAGUGGACGAGACGGUGUUCGACAUAGAUAAAGAGAUCGAUGAUCUAUUGCCUGUCGAAGUUAAAGAGCAGCGACUCAGCAACUUGUUGCAGUCUUCCAUGGUGGGUUGCUGUCUGGCUGCAAUGCCAAUUCUGAGAAAGAUUCCGACUUCUGUGCUUUGGGGUUAUUUUGCUUUCAUGGCUAUAGAGAGCCUGCCUGGAAACCAAUUCUGGGAGAGGAUUCUCCUACUCUUUACUGCACCAAGCAGAAGAUACAAAGUGCUUGAAGAUUACCAUGCAGCUUUUGUGGAAACUGUUCCCUUCAAGACAAUAGCUUUCUUCACAUUCUUCCAGACUGCUUAUCUGCUUGUAUGCUUCGGCAUUACUUGGAUUCCUAUUGCUGGUGUUCUUUUUCCACUCAUGAUCAUGCUUUUAGUUCCUGCGAGACAAUAUCUUCUUCCUAAGCUCUUCAAAGGGGCUCACCUUACAGACUUGGAUGCGGCGGAAUACGAGGAGUCUCCGGCGCUUCCAUUCGGUUUAGAAAUGGAGAUUAAAGGAGCCGCGAGGCCGUCUUUUUCUCAAAGUGGGGAGAUUCUUGACGAGAUGGUCACGAGAAGUCGCGGCGAGAUUAAGCACAUAAACAGUCCUAAACGAAAUAGCUCCACAGCAACACCAGCCAGCGAUCGCAGAGGUUUGUACAGUCCUACACUCUCAGAUAGAGCAUUCAGUCCUCGCAUAAGUGAACUAAAACAAGAAGAGAGUCCCAGGCUUGGUAAAAGAGUGUUAUUUAGUCCACAAACAGGAGAUUCAACUAAACAUUCAAGGUUGGGGGAGGGAAGUAGGGAGUCAACUUCCAAUUCAUAACAAUAAAAAGGAAAAUUUUCAUACAUACCACCUAAUUCCUAUGUAUUUAUAUAUCAAAAA